Messenger RNA from Salvia hispanica, 1142 nucleotides. Its product is annotated as UMP-CMP kinase. NCBI's taxonomy places the organism in Eukaryota, Viridiplantae, Streptophyta, Magnoliopsida, Lamiales, Lamiaceae. Gene Ontology annotation, molecular function: ATP binding. The record is from RefSeq and is a predicted model, not a curated record. Gene Ontology annotation, biological process: pyrimidine nucleotide biosynthetic process; 'de novo' pyrimidine nucleobase biosynthetic process.
UUUAACAAAUGAUUCUCCUCUAAACACACAACCUCUUUUAAAACUGCCACUCGCUCGCAUCUCCCUCUCUCACUAUCUCUCUCUCUCUGCGAACAAUCACUAAUGUGGAGGCGCGGUGUUUCUCUCUCGUCGAUGCUUUCUUCGUCUAAAUCGCGCCUCCUAAAUCAGAUGCAGGUGGCCUAUGGAUUCAAUGCUUCCCAAGUUUUCUCUACUCGCGUUCUGAAUCCGGCAGAAGAUGGAGUCUCUGGUGCAAGAAGGAAACCAUUUGUAACUUUCGUCUUGGGUGGUCCAGGGAGUGGAAAAGGUACUCAGUGUACAAGGAUUGUUAACACCUUUGGAUUUACCCACUUGAGUGUUGGGGAUCUGUUGAGGAAAGAAAUAUAUUCUGAUAGUGAAAAUGGUUCCAUGAUUCUUGAUACAAUCAAGGAAGGGAAAAUUGUUCCCUCAGAAGUGACUGUUAAACUGAUAAAAAAAGCCAUUGAAGCCAGUGAAAACAAUAGAAUUCUUGUUGAUGGCUUUCCAAGAAGUGAAGAGAAUCGUAUAGCAUAUGAGCGAGUUGGUGGGGUUGAACCAGACAUUGUGCUUUUCUUUGAUUGUCCUAAAGAAGAAAUGGUGAAACGAGUGCUAAACCGUAAUCAGGGGCGAAUUGACGAUAAUAUUGAUACAGUCAAGGAAAGGUUGAGCGUAUUUGAAGAACUCAACCUUCCUGUGAUCAAGUAUUACUCCGAGAAAGGAAUACUUCACAAGAUCGAUGGUACUGGAACAGAAGAUGAAAUAUAUGAAAGGGUUCUUCCAAUAUUUGCUGCAUUGAGUUGGUCAGUUGGUGCACUCAAGAUGUCUAGUCAAAUAUCAAUUUGUCCAAUAUGCAAGUAAAUCUUUUCAUACAACAGAAAUUAAUUGGCUGUGCUAUCAGUGUUCAUUUCUUGUAAAAUCAUAAUGUUCUGUCUCACAUUGGUUAUUCAUAAAUGAUUAGAUGGUGACCGAAUCGCACAUGCCUUUACAUUUAUUUGUUUUGUAUUUGUUGAACUUGUUAACUUAUAAUAUGCUUUUAAAUGCCAGGUGAUCCCAUGAUUUCUGAAACCACAAAAACACUGAGAAGAUGACAACUUUAUUGAUCUAUUAAACACAAUAAUUUGUUUUAC